Molecule: messenger RNA, 2142 nt
Organism: Naegleria gruberi
Lineage: Eukaryota; Heterolobosea; Eutetramitea; Acrasida; Naegleriidae
Exons: 3
Coding region: 1-2142 (713 amino acids)
Source: RefSeq, a predicted model, not a curated record
AUGUCUCAGUCUUCCUCUGCAUCCAACUUGACUAGUGGGUUGUUUGGUUCGAGCUCGUUGAAUGAUCUCUUACGGCAUCAUCGUGAUUCAUCAAUGAGAACAACACGUAAUGGUCAUAAUUUAUUAAUUGAUGACGUUGAUGAUUUGCAAAGUGAUGAUGAAGAGGAAGAAAUACAAGCAGCGGGUAGUAGUAAUAAUAAUUCUUCAGAGAAUAAUAAUAAUAGUGGAAGAGAAAUAUCACAACAACCAUCAGCUAGUAAUGAUCAACAAGAAGGUGAUAAUAGUAAUAACAAUAACCAAACAACAACAGGACAAGAACCUCUUAAUGAGUUGGCUACAAGAUUAGCUUUGGGUCAACGAUUUUACCGAAUACGACCAUCCCGUUCUCGUAGACAUCGAAAUUUUAGUGAAGUGAAUGGAUUCCAUAUUGCUAAUGGAAGAAAUAAUAAUAUCAAAGAUGACAAUUUCAUGACACUUUCAGGAUUCCUUAUCACUAUCUAUAAUGGAGUUGAAAGAAAAAGAAGAGAUGAUGCUGGUGAAACCAUUCAAGAUGAAACCGACCACCACUUGAAUGAAACUCAAAAAAAGCAAAGACUUAGAAACCGUAUGGAUGCUAUUACAGCAGCAGUUUGUAGUGUUCCACUUAAUGUUUGCUUUGGUUUGAUAAGCUAUUAUGGGGAAAUGUCAGAAUUGAAAUGGUUUGAAUAUUUGGGAAUUUUCAUACCAAUUCUUGUUCCUCUAUUUUGUAUUUGUAUUUGGGUAACAUUUAGAACUAAGAUUAUUGAUAGAUAUUACAGAAGACAACAUGGUGAAUCAUCUAACGAUGUUGAACUUCAAGAAAGUGAUGACCCGCCAAUGUCAGUCAGAGAUAUUCUCAAUAAUUCCGAAGCAAUGAGAGCUAUUCGAAGUGGAAAUCCAACAAACAAUAACUUAUCACCUCUAAUGGUUUUAUAUUUGCAUUCCUUAAUUAGAGAACAACAAGAAUCUCAACAACAAAAUGAGGGUGAGAAUACGCCAGAUACUGGAAGAAACGCAGCAUUAGUUCACUUUUUACAAGAACUCAUGGAAUCCAGAUCUAGACCUGUUUCACAAGGUCUUACACGAGAAUAUCUUGCUACUUUACCUACACAUAUUUACAAACAUCAAGAAGGUGCUCACGCUUUAUCAGAAAGGAAUCAACAUGUGGUAGAUACUAGAAUUCCAACUCUGCUAGACACCAUCAAUAAUGAUAUCAUCCCUAAACUCGAUAGAAAGUCUUUGAAGGCUAUUAUGGAGAAUAAAAAAAGCCUAGAAUUGAGGCAUAUUAGAACAAGAGAUGAUGAACAGAAAAAACACUAUUCCGAAAUUCUGAUUAAAGUAAUUGAUUUGAUAAUUUUCAAAGCCUUGCCUGUUAAUUUUAAUUUGGAGAAAGUUCAGGAGGCUUUUUGGACACUUUACAAACUUCCUGAAGAUGAUUAUGUUGGAAACUUUCUCAGAACACUCGACAGAUUUUACAAUCAGUGGAUUCAAUCAUUCCAGAACAAACCAAAAACAAGAGAGAAUUUUGUUGCAAUUUCUGGAGUCUUCUGUUUGAGUAUCAAGCAUGGUGUUCUAUUCGAAAGUAGCGAGCUAUCGAAGAAGUACAAAAAUUUUGCUUCCAAACUGGCUCUUUUCAAUACUAAAGAAGAGAUACCACUUGUAUUGGAUCCAACCUUCUUUCCCAAGAUUAGAUAUCACUCAUCUCCAAAUAAGCCUCCUUCAUUAUGUCUUGUUGGGUAUCAGAAGGCGUAUUAUAUCAAUAAUGACCUUGAUAUGGAUAUGAGUUUUGAAGAAAAGAGAGCUAAUGAUUGUUGUGUCUUGGAUGGUUCAUCUAUUCAUGGAAGUAGAAUGAUGACUUGCACUCAGACUGUUGAGAUGGUAGUUCCAGCCAUAGAAUUGGGAUUUAAAACAGUAUUUCUAGAAUUGUCAGAGUUUAGUCCACUUUUUGACACAAUGAAUGUAACAAUCCUCAAAGAAAAAGUUAAAGAUCCAUAUGAAUUAAUUCACUCCAUCAAUCUGACUUCCUAUCCAAUCAUUGACUCUAAAAUUGGUGAUGAAAGAAUGAUAUAUUCCACAUUGAUCAAUAGAUUUAUGGAUAGUUCAGCAGAUAUGAUUAUGAAUUGA